This is a messenger RNA of Lonchura striata (white-rumped munia), 1664 nucleotides long. It is a transcript of the gene TFCP2L1, whose product is annotated as transcription factor CP2 like 1. The record is from RefSeq and is a predicted model, not a curated record. Gene Ontology annotation, cellular component: nucleus. Gene Ontology annotation, molecular function: RNA polymerase II cis-regulatory region sequence-specific DNA binding; DNA-binding transcription activator activity, RNA polymerase II-specific. Lineage: Eukaryota; Metazoa; Chordata; Aves; Passeriformes; Estrildidae. Gene Ontology annotation, biological process: regulation of transcription by RNA polymerase II.
GGCAGCCGUGCCGGGCACCCGUGGGGCGGGCAGCGCGGCCGCCGCUCCGCAGCGCAGGGACCGCCGCCGGCCGCCCCCAAGAUGCUGUUUUGGCACACGCAGCCGGAGCAUUACAACCAGCACUCGACCGGCAGCUACCUGCGAGAUGUCCUUGCGCUGCCGAUCUUCAAGCAGGAAGAGCCGCAGCUGUCUCCUGAGAAUGAUGCCAAACUGCCACCCUUCCAGUAUGUCCUCUGCACAGCCACCUCCCCCGCCGUGAAACUGCACGAAGAAACUCUGACCUACCUCAACCAAGGUCAGUCUUAUGAAAUCCGUCUACUUGAGAAUAGGAAAUUGGGAGAGUUUCAAGAUAUAAACACAAAAUAUGUAAAGAGUAUAAUUCGUGUUGUUUUCCACGACCGCCGCCUGCAGUACACAGAGCAUCAGCAGCUCGAGGGCUGGAGGUGGAGUCGGCCUGGGGACCGCAUCCUUGAUAUAGAUAUCCCGCUGUCAGUUGGUAUCUUGGAUCCCAGGGCUAGCCCAACCCAGUUGAACACUGUUGAAUUUCUCUGGGAUCCGUCAAAGAGGGCUUCAGCAUUCAUUCAGGUACAUUGCAUCAGCACAGAAUUUACCCCACGGAAACAUGGAGGGGAGAAAGGUGUGCCCUUCCGGGUGCAAAUCGACACCUUUAAGCAGAGUGAAAAUGGUGAAUACACAGAACACUUGCAUUCUGCAAGCUGCCAGAUCAAAGUGUUCAAGCCGAAAGGAGCAGACAGAAAACAGAAGACUGACAGGGAAAAAAUGGAAAAGAAGACCACCCAAGAGAAGGAGAAGUAUCAGCCUUCCUAUGAGACAACUAUUCUCACAGAGUGCUCUCCCUGGCCAGAUGUGCCUUAUCAAAUGAACAAUGCUCCAUCUCCAAGUUACAACAGUUCUCCCAACAGCUUCAACCUCGGAGAUGGCAACAGUUCUCCAACCCACCAAAUGGAGCUCCUGCCUCCCAGCAAUGAUCAUCUCCUUCCUUCUGCUUCUAUUCAAGAUGCCCAGCAGUGGCUUCAUCGUAAUAGGUUCUCUCCAUUCUGUAGACUCUUCUCAAGUUUUUCGGGUGCCGACUUACUGAAGAUGUCCAAAGAAGAUUUUGUUCAAAUCUGUGGGCCUGCUGAUGGAAUUCGGCUCUUUAAUGCAAUUAAAGGAAGAAAUGUGAGGCCCAAGAUGACAAUUUAUGUCUGUCAAGAACCAGAGCAAAACAGGUCCCAUCUCCACCAAAAACGAGAAAAUGGAGAUGGAAGUCUUUGUGUGUAUCAUGCAAUCUUCUUAGAAGAGCUGACCACGCUGGAAUUGCUGGAGAAGAUUGCAAACUUGUACAGCAUUUCUCCACAGCAGAUCAAUCGGAUCUACCGGCAAGGACCCACAGGGAUCCACGUGUUAGUGAGCAAUGAGAUGGUGCAAAACUUCCAAGACGAAUCCUGUUUUGUUAUCAGUACAUUGAAAGCUGAAAGCAAUGAUGGCUACCACAUCAUUUUAAAAUGACCGUGCUGCACAGAGACUUUAACGGCCUAAAACUUAGUGCCUCACUGAGAUUGCUACAACCUAGACUGGAAACACGAAGAACCUUCUGGAUAAAUGCUCCUGUGAACUAAGAAUUACCAAACAGCCUAAGAAAAACUUGCUUUUACAGAUAGAAA